AUGAAACAGGACGAUUUUUUAACUACGAUUUUCGAGAAUAUGGAACCAUAUAUGGAUACAUAUCACGUAUUUACAGAAUUAACUGAAAGUGGAUUUACUGAUAGUCAAGCAGAUGAAAUUAUAAAUUUACUUAUUGUUCAAUUAAACUCUAAAUUAUCCAAGUUAUCAACCAAAUAUUCACAACUUUAUGAAUUAGAGAACGAAGAAUAUCUUUAUGAAAGUGCCCAGCAAGAAUUAAGAGUUGAUUUUACAAGAUCAAGAGAACUGCAUAUCAAUGAAUUAAUUAAUUCAAUCAAUAUAAUUGAAAGAGAAUUUCAUAUAUUAUCUGAUGAAUUAAAUAAUCAGUUAAUUCAAAUGAAAAAUGAUACUCAAGUUGCAAUAAGUGAUCAAAAAUCCGAAAAUACCUUACUUUCUAAAAGAAUUAUAUUAAGAAUUCAGGAAACUAAUCAUAAAAUUACUACUGAAUUAAAUAGUGCCAUGAGAUCCGAAGUCGAAAGUUUAAGAUGGCAUUUCUCAAGAUGGGGGUUGUUAACUAUAUUGAUUGCAGUUUUCGAUGCUGCAAUGGUUUACUAUAUUCAUAAAUCAGCAACCACUAGAAGAGAAAAUGAAAAGAAUGAGUUCAUUCCAUUAAUAAUCUAUGAACCAAGUGAAUACGACGAAGAUGACUAUCAUACCGACUUAGAUAAGAGUUUAAUCAACUAA
Hyphopichia burtonii NRRL Y-1933 is the source of this 702-nucleotide messenger RNA. RefSeq lists its product as uncharacterized. The record is from RefSeq and is a predicted model, not a curated record. The coding region runs from base 1 to 702 and encodes 233 amino acids. Gene Ontology annotation, cellular component: mitochondrion. The transcript has a single exon. NCBI's taxonomy places the organism in Eukaryota, Fungi, Ascomycota, Pichiomycetes, Serinales, Debaryomycetaceae.